CUCUAUCUCUUCCCUCGACAACUAAUACCCAACUCAUUCUCAUUAGUAAUCUCUUCUCUCUCACACUCAUAUACAAUGAUGGGUUCUCUGGGUGGUAGUGAGAAAAUGCCAACCUUUUUCUUUUGCAUCAUGUUGUUUCUCACUGCAUCAGUCUCAUCAGCAUCCCUUGAAGUGGGGUUCUACAAAUCUAGUUGCCCUUCUGCUGAGACAAUUGUGAGAAAAGCAGUAAACAAAGCUGUGUCAAAGAAUCCCGGCAUGGCUGCUGGCCUCAUUAGAAUGCAUUUCCAUGACUGCUUUGUUAGGGGUUGUGAUGGCUCGGUCCUACUUGAUUCAACGCCUGGCAAUCCAUCAGAAAAAGAAAGUCCAGUAAAUGAUCCAAGCUUGCGGGGUUUUGAGGUGAUUGAUGAGGCAAAGGCUGAAAUUGAAGCUCAAUGCCCACAAACUGUGUCUUGUGCAGAUGUCCUUGCAUUUGCUGCCCGAGACAGCGCCUACAAGGUUGGAGGAAUCAACUAUGCUGUGCCAUCAGGACGCCGUGAUGGAAGAAUAUCACUGAAAGAUGAGCCUUCCCUACACCUGCCUCCUCCUUUCUUCAAUGCCAAACAGCUUGAGGAAAAUUUUGCCCGAAAAGGCCUUACUCUUGAUGAAAUGGUGACACUCUCUGGGGCACAUUCUAUUGGAGUGUCACAUUGUUCUUCCUUCUCAAACCGCCUCUACUCUUUCAAUGCCACUCACCCUCAAGAUCCUUCUAUAGAGCCUGAAUUUGCUAGGCACCUAAAAACCAAGUGUCCCCCACCAUCAAAUACUGGCAGUGAUCCAACAGUGCCGCUUGAGGUUCAGACACCCAAUAGGCUGGACAACAAGUACUAUAAAGAUUUGAAGAGCCGCAGGGGCUUAUUGACAUCAGAUCAGACUCUUUUUGAUAGCCCUUCAACGGUGAGGAUGGUGAAGAAUAAUGCAAGGUAUGGUGCAAACUGGGGUAAUAAGUUUGCAGCAGCAAUGGUUCGAAUGGGCGCCAUUGAUGUUCUCACAGGGACCCAAGGUGAGAUCAGGAAGAAUUGUAGAGUUGUGAACUAGAUAACACAAAGUUCAUAAACAUGGAGAAGUUGGAAUUGUUUGUAUUCUUUGAUUUCUUACAUUAUUUCACUGUUGAUUCAAUUGUAAAUCUCCUAUUCCCAUUCAUAUGUGUUUGAUCAUGU
Vitis riparia (riverbank grape) is the source of this 1196-nucleotide messenger RNA. Its product is annotated as peroxidase 5-like. The record is from RefSeq and is a predicted model, not a curated record. Bases 76 to 1074 code for a protein of 332 amino acids. The transcript has 2 exons. Gene Ontology annotation, cellular component: plasmodesma; plant-type cell wall. Gene Ontology annotation, biological process: hydrogen peroxide catabolic process; response to oxidative stress. NCBI's taxonomy places the organism in Eukaryota, Viridiplantae, Streptophyta, Magnoliopsida, Vitales, Vitaceae. Gene Ontology annotation, molecular function: peroxidase activity; heme binding.